Molecule: messenger RNA, 3158 nt
Organism: Salvelinus fontinalis (brook trout)
Lineage: Eukaryota; Metazoa; Chordata; Actinopteri; Salmoniformes; Salmonidae
Product: protein APCDD1-like
Exons: 5
Coding region: 397-1965 (522 amino acids)
Biological process (GO): negative regulation of Wnt signaling pathway
Cellular component (GO): plasma membrane
Molecular function (GO): Wnt-protein binding
Source: RefSeq, a predicted model, not a curated record
UCCUACGAAAGAAAACUGGACUUGUUGUGUGCUGUCAACUAUGACACAGACAGGCGACAGAGGGAGAUGUUCGUCCAAUUUAAAAUAAUUUAGAAAAAGUCGGAUAGAGGAAACCUAUAACAAAAUAAAUUACAAAGUUGCUCUAUGAGUCACAUUGAACAACGACUUUAUUAGUAUAUUAUGAAAUUAACUCGUAUCAGGGCAUCAAGCCACGUUUCUGGGAAUGAUUGACAUCGGAGUGUUCUGCGAUGUAUUUUAUUAUUCUGCAGUGAACGGUUGGUGAUGAAAGGAACAAUGAGAAGAAAGGCAACUGAUAAUGAAUAAUACGUGUUAAUGGACAUAGGAGUGGUUCUUAGCUAAUAAAUUAAAAAGGUGUCGUCUCAGUCAAGACUAACAAUGUUACUGAUAAAAUGGAUUGUCUCUACUGCUGUUCUUUUCAAUGGUAUUUGUCAUGGUUCUCUGCUUCACUCAGACAUAAGAGCCAGUGUCGGGACCUUGGGAAGGAAACAUGGGCAGCAGCAUCAGCACGCUGCUAUUGUGGAAUUUCAGUGUCAGUACAUGCUCAAACAUCUCCAAAGUGGAGGCCAGAUCUCAGUGCAUAUGCCCCCCAACAUCACAGGCCACUGGGUAUCCAGCAGCUGUGAGGUCAGGCCUGGGCCAGAGUUCAUCAUCAGAUCCUAUCUCUUCCACCACAACCACACCUUCCAGGUCCUCCAGUUCCUCUACCGGGACAACCACUGCUCCUCCCCCACAUACACCCUCCUUGCCCGGGGCAAGCUCUACCUGCGCCAGGCCUCCUGGGUGGUCCGCGGAGGCACCGAGGCCGACUAUCAGCUUCACAGUGUCCAGGUUGUGUUCCACAGCCCCGAGGCAGCCAUGGACCUCAGCCAGUGGCUCAAGCCCAGCUGUGGACCUCCGUCCCUAGAUGGAGGGGGAAAGUGGGAGCCCUGGGAGCCCCACGUCAGCUAUGACCUGUGGAGUGAGGAGGAGCAGGGGAGGGACUGUGCCCAUAGGCUGGGUUUCACUAUGAAUGAGCUGCAGCUGGUGCGUGUGGAGCGGCGCCGCCAUCAUGGUGUCUGGCUCCCUGAUGACCACACCGAGGAGCUCUUCCUGGGGGACGUCCACACUGAGCACACCCAGAGGACCCACCACACACCUUCCAGCUACCAGCCGCCACUGCAGAACACCAAGAACCAUGACCGUACCUGCAGUGUCUGCCGAGUCGUUGCCGGGGCGGACGAGCACCAUCCUCCCAUCCUGCCCUGCGAAGACAACCUGCCCGUCAAACUAGAGGGCCAAUGGGUGAGCCAGCGCUGCGAGGUACGCCCUGGGGUUCUCUUCCUGACCCGCCAUUUUGUUUUCCACGACCACAACUGCACUUGGGAGGGUCACUACUGGCAUUACGCCGACCCAGUGUGCAGACAGCCAACGUUCAGCCUGUACGCCCGGGGUCACUACAGCCACGCGGUCCUAUCCACCACGGUAAUGGGAGGGACAGAGUUUGUCUUCACAGUGGACCACAUGAGGGUGACCCCAAUGGACCGGGCCACCACCUCCCUGCUCAACGUCUUCCAGGGCAAGGAGUGCGGGACAGAGGGCUCAUGGCGCCAGGGCCUGGAGCAGGAUGUCACCCCCACCCAUGGCUGUGCUGCCCUGGGCAUCCGGCUGCCCCACACCGAGUACGAACUCUUCCGCAUGGAGCGAGACUAUGCGAACCGCCUCCUUCUCUUCAACGGCCAGAGGCCCACAGAUGGCUCCAGCCCUAACCAGCCCCACAAGACAGCCACCUCCUACCAGGCUCCCCUGGUGCAGUGUGCAGGGGCUGGCCAUGGGCCAGCGGAGUGGAGGGAAACUGACGAGCUCCAAAGACUGUGGAGUAGCUGCUGCAGACACAGAGGUGGUGGCAUGGUGGAUAUGGUUAGACUACUGCUUAUUGCUGCUAUCUCCGUUCUGCAUCUCAGGUAGGAGUAGCUGAAUGUUAUUGUUGUUGUGGAGCAGCACUUCAUUGACUGUGUAUUGGACUUUCAGACUCUUUGAAUACAGCAUAUGUGAUUGCAAUGUUGAAUUGUUACAUUCUAUUAUUCAGAGUCGUGUUCAGUAGACAUCAAAUGAAGAAAACGCUUUGACAGGAAGUGAAACUGGGAAGUACUGUACUUGUCCAAUAAGAAAUGCAUUUUUCCUAUGGUGUGCCCAACACAACACAAGUUGUCUAUGGCCGUGAUUCAAUCUGAUUGUGAUUUGUCGACAAUGUGCCAUUUAAAUCAGCGAUCGACAGUUUCUACAUACAUUUUUCCACUUAUAAAUGAAUUAUAUAUAUUUUUUAUUUAACUAGGCAAGUCAGUUAAGAACAAAUUCUUGUUUACAAUGACGGCCUACCCCAGCCAAACCCUAAUGACGCUGGGCUAAUUGUGCACCGCCCUAUGGGACUCCCAGUCACGGCAGUUGUGAUACAGCCUGGAUUCAAACCAGGGUCUGUAGUGAUUCCUCUAGCACCGAGGUGCAGUGCCUUAGACCACUGCGCCCCUCAAUACACAUUGAUUCUUGAAGACUAUAACUUAUAAAUGCCUCAUGAGCUUAGUUCGACUGUCAUACCCAAUCAGAACGCAGAAUAAACUUUUUUAACUCCAAUAUUUGUAAACAUUGUAAAUGUCUGUAUAGCCUCAAAACAUGGUUAAAACUAUACAUUUGAUAUAACAGAUGGGCGAUGACUUUGUUAUUGAUUUAACUGCUGAUAGGCCCUAAUGACCUAUUUGGUCAUUUCCAAAUGAGCUGACAUAUGCAAAGAUUGCCUUUAAAAGCUGCAUUGUCGACAAAGCGCAAUCGGAUUGAAUCGUGGCCUGUGGUAUCAUGCUUCAUGCAGCUCACUUCAAUGACAUUUGCAUGUUCAUCACAGAUUUUGGAGUUAACAAAAUGGAGGAUAGCGAAUAGAAAAUUAAGCCUUGCUCUUGCUCAAAGACAAAAGAUUAACAAAGAUGACAAGCCACUAGAAUGUUAAAGAUUUUAUUUAUUUUUCAUCAAUGUUAAAUACCAUGGGACAGGACUGGGACAGGACUGCAAGAACGGUGACCUUUUUGCCUCACAAGGGAUAUAGAAUUUGUGUAAAGAAAAAAAAAAAAUCUAGAAAGAAUUGUAAUAAUAAUAAAAUUCAUUUUUUAUAA